Sipha flava (yellow sugarcane aphid) is the source of this 3897-nucleotide messenger RNA. RefSeq names its product structural maintenance of chromosomes protein 2 (gene SMC2). Lineage: Eukaryota; Metazoa; Arthropoda; Insecta; Hemiptera; Aphididae. Gene Ontology annotation, cellular component: chromosome. Gene Ontology annotation, biological process: chromosome organization. The record is from RefSeq and is a predicted model, not a curated record. Gene Ontology annotation, molecular function: ATP hydrolysis activity; ATP binding; protein binding. The coding region runs from base 208 to 3714 and encodes 1168 amino acids. The transcript is spliced from 4 exons.
GAAUUGUACUGUUAAUAGUUACACUAAUUCAAUUUUAACUUAAUGAGUUAUUGUACGUUAUUGUGAAUAUGCCAUAAAUUCGUGCACUUCGUUGUUUUUGAUCCAUGGGUUUUGAUUAUUAAUUUUUUUUUGUGAAUUUACAUGCAUGUAAUCAAACACUUAAGUCUGCUUUGUAUUUAAAUACUUAAGUUAUACUUAAAAUAAACUAUGCAUAUUAAAUCCUUAGUUAUUGACGGCUUUAAGUCGUAUGGAAAACGUGUUGAGUUGAAAGAUUUUGAUCCAAAAUUUAAUGCUAUAACUGGUCUAAAUGGUACUGGUAAGUCAAAUAUUUUGGAUGCAAUUUGUUUCACUUUGGGAAUAUCAGCUAUGAAUACAAUACGAGCUUCAACUAUGCAAGAUGUCAUUUACAAAAGUGGACAAGCUGGUGUUCAAACAGCUACUGUUACUAUAACAUUUGACAAUAAAGAUAAAUCAAGAUCUGCCCCUCAUUAUAGUCACAAUGAUGAAAUUGUUAUUUCUCGUGAAGUAGGAAUGGGUUCUAAAAAUACUUACAGAAUUAAUGGUAUUACUGUAACAGCUAAGAAAAUUAUGGACUUUUUUAAUUCACUGCAGAUGAAUGUAAACAAUCCUCAUUUUAUCAUUAUGCAAGGUAGAAUAACAAAAGUAUUAAAUAUGAAGCCUGUAGAAAUAUUAUCAAUGAUUGAAGAAGCUGCAGGUACUAAUAUGUAUGAAUCUAAAAAGAAAAGUCUUGAAAUGGCAGUUGGUAAGAAAGAUAAUAAAUUAAGAGAAAUGCGAAAUGUUGCUGAUGAAGAGAUUCUCCCAGCUAUAGAUACUAUUAAUAAAGAAAAACAUAUGCUAGAGGAAUUAAAUAUAGUUCAAAAUCAAUUAAAAAAACAAAAAGAAAAACUUGACUACUGGAACUAUAUUCGAUACGGUACAGCAUUUAGGAAAGAAAAUUCUAAAUUAAAAGCCUUAGAAGAUAAAUUUGGGAAAAAAAAUGAAGAUUAUAAUGAUUUACAAAAAAAAGUUAAUGAAAUUACCAAUCAAAUAGAGGAAUUAGAGAAGAUAAAGGAAAUAGAGUGUGGACAAAAAGUAUCUAAAUUUAGUAAAGAAUUAGAAGAAAAAGAAAAAGAAAAAAAAUCUAUUCAAAUUAAAGUAGAUGUAUAUGAAAAUAAUAUAAAAGUUGAGGUUCAAAAAAUUAUUGAUCUACAAAAACAUAUUACGAAUAGUAAAAAAGACCUUGAAGCAAAACAAAAAGAAAUUGAAAAUUUUAAUAAGGUGAAUGCAGGUUUUGAAGAAAAUAACAAGAAAGACACAUUUGAUUUAGAAGAAAUUGAUAAAAAAAUAAGAUCUUUAAAUUCUGGAAAUAUAUAUGCAGAUGAAGACAAUGGUUCGGUGCAAGAGAAUAUUAAUAAAUUUAAUUUAGAAUUACAAAAUCAGGAAUCAGAAAAUCAACAAUAUGCAAUAAAAAUUGAUGCAUUAAAAAAAAAAUUGAAUCAACAUUUAACUGGUAUGAAAGAAGCUCAAAAAACAUAUGAUAUACAACUAGCUCAAUUAACAGCUAAAGAAAAAGAAUAUGAAAAAAUUAAGAAUGAAUAUCUGAAAACUAAUGAAGAAUUAAGUCAGCAUAAUAAUCUAAGACCAAAGCGUGAUGGCUUACUCAGAGAUAUACGAGAGUUAAGUUCAAAAAUAGAAUCAUUUGAAUCAAACAAUUCUAGUUUAUUUUUUAAUUAUAAUGACCCUCAACCAAAUUUUGAUCGUCAAAAAGUACAUGGACUUGUUUGUCGUUUAUUUAAACCAAUUGAUUUUAAGUAUGAACUUGCAUUAACAACUAUAGCUGGUGGUAAACUAUACUUUGUUGUUGUUGAAGAUGAUUCUGUUGGUAAAGAUAUUUUAGAAGCUAAUAAAUUUUCAAAUCGUGUAAAUUUUAUUCCAUUAAAUAAAAUUAAAUCUAAUAGUUUGCCACCAAAUGUUUUAAAAAUAGCUCAACAAAUUGGAGGAGCUGAUCAAGUUUUUUCUGCAAUAUCACUUAUUAAAUAUGAUCAAAAAUAUUCUAAAGCCAUACAAUGGAUAUUUGGACAAGCAUUAGUUUGUACUACUAAAGAAGUUGCUGUUAAAGUUUGUUUUGACAGCAGAGUUAAUAGGCAGUGUUUUACAUUAGAGGGUGAUCAUUACAAUCCAGCUGGUAAUAUUACUGGUGGAACUAUCACACAAAGACUUGUUUUACAAGGAAUAGCUAAUCAAGAUGAAAUUAUAUCACAGCUUAAAACAAAAAAAUCUGAGUUUGCACAUAUAGAUAAUAAACUUGUUGCAAUGGCUAAUUUGUCUGAUAAAGUUCAACAACUUCAAGAAAAACAUAUUAAAGUUCAAGUAGAAUUAGAUAAAAUUAGAUCAGAUGUACAUUUGGGACAGCCUCAUCAACAAGUUACUGAAGUAAAUAGCAUUAAACAGCAAAUAUUUGAGCUGGAGAAAAAGUAUGAAGAAGGUAAAGCUAAUGAAAAACAAUUACAAGCUAAAAUUAUUAAUUUGGAAACUAAAAUGAAGAAUGCUAAAAAUAUUUUAAAACAACAACUUAGUGAUGCAGAAAAAACUAGAAAAAGUAUUUUAGCUAAAAUAAAGAACAACAAAGCAGAAUAUGAUGAAAAAAAAAACAACUUUAAUAAAUUGGAACUUGAAAUUAAAGACUUAACUAAUCAAAUGCAAGAUCAAGAAAAUCAGUUAAAAGUAUUGGAUACUCAGAAGAAAAAAUUUGAAAGUGAGCUAACUACAUUAAUGUUAACACUAAAUGAAGCUACAAUUAUUUUUAAUGAAGUUUUUAAAAUAUAUGAAUCACAAAAAGAAAAAGCACUUAAAACUUCCGAUGAAAUUAAAUUAUGUAUAAACAAAAAAAAGGAAUUAAGUACUGAAUUGAAAAAUUGUAAAAUAACUAUUUUAGAAAUGGAUAUGAAACUUUCAAAAGAUAAAAAAAUGGUAAAUGAGCUAGAACAAAUAUUUAUUGAACUUGGUAAUAAAUUGAGUGAUGAUCAAAAACAUAUUGCUGAAAAAAUGGAUUUUUCACAUUUUAAUUCUGAUGAAUGUAAGCAAGUACUUGAUGGUUUGCAAGCUAGAUAUGAUCAAAUAUCAAAAGUCGUGGAUCCAAGCAAAUUGAAUAAUUUUCAAAAGCACAUCCUAGAGUAUAAACGUUUAGAAAAAAAAUUGGUGGCAAUUGAGAAGGAUAAAAAUAAAAUAAUUGAGAUACUUGAAGAAUUAGAAGUGCAAAAACGUAAACACUUACAAAAUGCUUCUGACAAUGUUAAUUUAGAGUUUGGAAAAAUAUUCAGUAGUGUAUUACCUGGUGCCGAGGCUUGUUUAAAACAAGUAAAUAAAGAUGAUAUUACUGCAGGACUAGAGAUCCGUGUGGCAUUUAAUGGACUGUGGAAGGAAAGCUUAGAUGAACUUAGUGGAGGCCAGCGAUCUUUGGUUGCUUUAUCUUUAGUAUUAGCUAUGUUGCUAUUUAAUCCUGUUCCUCUUUAUAUUUUGGAUGAAGUAGAUGCUGCUCUAGAUCUUUCUCAUACUCAGAAUAUAGGAAAAAUGUUAAAGAAACAUUUUAAACAAUCCCAAUUUAUUAUAGUAUCCCUCAAAGAUGGUAUGUUUAGCAAUGCUAAUGUAUUAUUCAGAACUAAGUUUGUGGAUGGAUCUUCUGCAGUUACUAGAACUACUUGUAACCAAUCAUAAAUGUAUACUCAUCAUAUUAUUUUUUUAAACUAAAUUAUUUUACUAUCAUUGGUAUUUGAUUUUAAAUAAAAUAGAAGGUACAUUAACUUUAUGAUCAAUUAAUAUUUUCUAAUUAGUUUAGUCUUAUUACUUAACGUGAAAUAUUAAUUUUAUAUGAUUUUUUUUGUUCCAAAAAUAAGAUGC